Messenger RNA from Musa acuminata AAA Group (dessert banana), 1378 nucleotides. RefSeq names its product cytokinin riboside 5'-monophosphate phosphoribohydrolase LOG1-like. The transcript has 6 exons. Bases 238 to 987 code for a protein of 249 amino acids. NCBI's taxonomy places the organism in Eukaryota, Viridiplantae, Streptophyta, Magnoliopsida, Zingiberales, Musaceae. Gene Ontology annotation, cellular component: cytosol. The record is from RefSeq and is a predicted model, not a curated record. Gene Ontology annotation, molecular function: hydrolase activity, hydrolyzing N-glycosyl compounds. Gene Ontology annotation, biological process: cytokinin biosynthetic process.
UGGGAAGAAGCCAUGUUGUUGACUGUCAACCAAGGAAGAACCAUAUUCCAGCUUCUCAUUGGCCAAUAUCUGCUACUAUUUCCAUAUUACAUGCCUUCUUAUCUCCACUGUGUCCAUGCGUUCCCUUUUCAAGCCUUUAAAUGGAGAAAAGGGUGAGGGAAAGAGAAGAAACCACUGCCAAACAAGCUGCGGGUGUCUUCUCUCAGAGCACAACUCACAGCUUCCCUCGGUGCUUCGAUGGAAGCUGAGGCACAGGAUGUGAUGGCCAAGAGGCCAUCCACAUCUCGGUUCGGAAGGGUCUGCGUCUUCUGUGGCAGCAGCCCUGGGAAGAAGGCAAGCUACCAGCUUGCAGCAACCCAGCUCGGCCAUGAACUGGUCCAAAGGAACAUAGACUUGGUCUAUGGUGGGGGAAGUAUUGGCCUCAUGGGUCUUGUCUCUCGAGCUGUUCAUGAUGGCGGCCGCCAUGUCUUGGGGUCUCUCUCUCUCUCUCUCUCUCUCUCCCUCUCUCUCGCAUAUAUACUCAUCCAUGAUAUUUGGAUAUGCUGCAGAGUUAUUCCCAGGACCCUAAUGCCCAGAGAGAUUACAGGAGAGACUGUAGGAGAGGUGAGGCCUGUCUCAGGGAUGCACCAAAGGAAGGCCGAAAUGGCUCGCCAAGCUGAUGCCUUCAUAGCAUUGCCUGGUGGCUAUGGAACCCUGGAAGAACUCCUCGAAGCCAUAACCUGGGCUCAACUAGGGAUCCACGACAAGCCGGUAGGCUUGCUGAACGUUGAUGGCUACUACAACUCCCUGCUCUCCUUCAUCGACAAGGCCGUGGACGAGGGAUUCAUUGCGCCCGCCGCGCGUCAUAUCAUCAUCUCCGCACAAACUGCCCAUGAGCUACUGUCGAAGCUCGAGGAGUACGUGCCGACGCAUGAUGGAGGUGCACCGAAGCUGAGUUGGGAGAUGGAGCAGUUAGGGCACUCUCCAAAACUGGACAUUUCCCGUUGACCACCUGCCCCUGUGUGCAUGUUGACCAAGCCUCACUCCCACUCCAUUCUCGAACCACUUCUUCUGCUUCUUCUUCUCUCUCUCUCUCUCUCUCUCUCUCUCUCUCUCUCUUCCUUCCUUCUUCUCUAAUCUAAUGACUUGUCUUCUUCGCCUUCUUUUCUGGUGGUUGACCUUUUGACCUCAAAACUUGGGGAACAGAUAAAGCGAAAAUGACUCACUCGGUGUCGGUAAACUUUUUCUUCUUCUUGUCUUUCCCUUCUUAAAGCAUGAAUAAAAUUGUCACUUUUGUUUUUAAUUUAAUUUUUCAGAAGUCGGAAUGUACCAUGCAAUUAAAUUGUAGUUAUUUUUAAAUCAAAAUAUUAGCAAAAAGAUCGAUUGUAUUUUGUGUCCA